UGUUUCCUGUCGUCGUGUUGUUUCCUGUCGUCGUGUUGUUUCCUGUCGUCGUGUUUCCUGUCGUCGUGUUGUUUCCUGUCGUCGUGUUGUUUCCUGUCGUCGUGUUGUUUCCUGUCGUCG
Messenger RNA from Lagopus muta (rock ptarmigan), 120 nucleotides. Its product is annotated as putative keratin-associated protein 4-16. The record is from RefSeq and is a predicted model, not a curated record. The annotation marks the transcript as partial. The transcript is spliced from 2 exons. NCBI's taxonomy places the organism in Eukaryota, Metazoa, Chordata, Aves, Galliformes, Phasianidae.